AUGGCUGACUUGCAGCUUCACAUGAGCGUGUGGAAGAGUUGCAGACCGGGGAAGGUUCCGUGGACGGAGCAAGACGUUUUUGAUCACGCUGCAGCUGUCAAAUUGUCCCUACCGGUUACGGUCAAAGAGUUGAUUCAAUCACCUGAGUGGAAAGGUGGGCCCCUGAUUCAACUUGAGAAUGACGUUUCCCGGCCCACGGCCGAUGAUUGCAUUCUCAACUAUAUCUGGUUGCGGCCAUUUGUUUCCAAGUUUCCUGAAACCGUAUGUUCGGGUUACUAUGCAGCUGAUGUCUUCAGAGCUUUGGACGUUUACUUGGAAAACAAGCUUCUCCAAAGUUCAGACCCCAUGGACACAAAGAAAAGUAUGGCUUUGGACGAGGGAGGCAAAAUGAAACGGCUGAUGGGGGGCUUGCGAUACCUUUGGCGCAGCAAGAGCGGCAACCAUCCUCGCAUCACCGAGAUGAAAAGCCUUUUGAAACUGUCUCCCAGGGCUGAGGCACGUCGACGAGAAGCUGCAGAUGAACGUGAAAGUGAUGAUAACAUGGGUGAGCCACCCCAGGCUGUUGACGCAGUUGUGGAGGCUUCUUCGGACCCUGAGAGCUCUGAUGGUGAAAAUGAUGGUGAUGGUGAGAAUGAUGGUGAGAAUGAUGGUGAGAAUGAUGGUGAAUGUUCUUCUGAUGACCCUGCCAACGCACCCACCUUGAGGCUUGGUGAAUGUGAUUCCCAGGAAAUGCCUGCUUUGACGGAUGACCAGUCCGAGGGAGCGACAGGGGGUGAUGAGGCAGAAGACAUGGAGGAAGAUGGGGAUGGUGCUGGAGAAGGGUCAGGGGUUGAUGAGGGAGCGGAGGAAGAAGAGGGAGCUGAAUCUGGGGAAGAUCAAACUGAUGAUGACGUGGUGGGACAUGAUGACAGUGGACACGCUGAUAACAUGGGUUUGGUUGACCCCCAGUUCAAUGACCCAUCGAAGAACGAGUUGUUUGAAGUGCCUUCUUCCGGGAAGAAAGUCAUUGAGGAUCGAAACAAGGUUACUGAGUUGUGCAUGGACCUGAUGAAGUACUGGAAGACCCAUGACCCUGCCCGUGCACCUGAGGGUGUGCACAUGUGCACCAAGAAUCCCAACAAGCGACCAGCUUCCGAGCAGGCCCCCAGCGUUGUCCUUUGUCCACUCUUUCGGGUGUUGAUCUCCUUCUCAAUCUAG
Molecule: messenger RNA, 1197 nt
Organism: Cladocopium goreaui
Lineage: Eukaryota; Dinophyceae; Suessiales; Symbiodiniaceae
Source: the annotation of a GenBank genome assembly